This is a messenger RNA of Drosophila gunungcola (fruit fly), 2726 nucleotides long. RefSeq names its product HUWE1-associated protein modifying stress responses. NCBI's taxonomy places the organism in Eukaryota, Metazoa, Arthropoda, Insecta, Diptera, Drosophilidae. The coding region runs from base 533 to 1339 and encodes 268 amino acids. The transcript is spliced from 5 exons. The record is from RefSeq and is a predicted model, not a curated record.
UUGCUAGGCAGGCAACAUCUUACUUUUUAAGAACCCUUCUUUCGUGACUGGUUCAUCAGCUCAGAACUUGUUACCGAAAAUCGAACUAGAAUGCAAGCGUUCGUUUGACAGUUCGCGGUCAUCUGGCAUCGCUGUCGCUGAGUGUGAGUUCUUUUUUGUGCUGGUUUACAACAUAAAAGUGCUGCUCGUUCAUCGUGAGGAGAACAAAUAAAUUAAAAUCAUUUACAACCGGGCGGCCGGAGGAGCUCUCGGCUUAAAAGAACGGUCAAAACGGCGGAUUACCAACUGAUUUGCUGGUGAUUCCAAAAGCAAAACCAAGAGUGGUCCAAAGUGCGUGUGUGUUGGUGCGAUUCGCGUGUGUGCCAGUGUGUGUGCGUGUGUCGUCGUAGCAGCAGCAGCAGAAGAAGCAGCAGCAGAAAAGGAGGAGCAGAAGAAGAAGACCGUAGUCCAGGCAUUUGCCGGAACGGGAAAGAACCCGUAACUUGGAGCACCUCGAUUGCAGGAUAGAGAGAGAGUGCGUCGCAGGAGAGAAAUGCAACAACAACCAGAGUCGGGCGGUGAGGAGAGCUGGCUGGAGGAGCAGUGUCACCGCGAAAUCCACGGUCAGCACGACGAGUUCGAACGGGAAUAUGUGCGUCAGCGGGACAACAACCUGAGCACCGUUUGGGGAGCAUUCCAGGAUUCGGCCACCGCCGUUGCCCAGCUGUACAGAGAGCGCUCAUCGAACACAUUUCCCUCAGACACAGGCGCCCUUUGGCUGCCCUUCCAGACCGCAGCUGGCACUGUGACAACACUCUACAAAGAAUCAUGUGAUGGUCUCAAACGCACCAGCGACGCUGCCAUUCAGUGCGGCUACCAAAGACGCACACGCGAAUUGGCCGAUUGGGCGCGCAGCAAAAAACGCCGGAUGAUACGGCGCGAGGAUCUGUUGGCCUAUCUGGCCGGAAAGCCCCUACCGCCAUCCAACUCAAAUCCACAUUCCAAUCGUCGCUCACCGAAGCCAGAGCAUCACCACCAGAGCGGUAGCGGUGGCUCUGGCCUGGGAUUUCACAGCUCGGGACUGGGCUUGUCCGGUGGUCCGCCCACAGUCGCCGGCGGACAUCUGUUGUCCACCGGAGCAGCUGGCGGCCGGCAAGAGGGAACGGGCGGUGCCCCCGGCGGCGGUAUCGGCGAUGAUUUGCACACCUUUAAGGAGGCCUUGGUUCUGCGUCCACGUGGCCCGGAACUAUUUGCAUUUGUUGCCAACGAAAUAGCACGCCAUUGCAAGCGUCCCGGCAGUCCCAUAGACGACAAAAUGGACAUUUGCCACUACAGUAGUAAACGCCAGCGCUUUAUGUAAUCCAACACCAAUCGCAGUCCCAGCCCAAAGCUAAGCUCCCCCGGUCAUCAAAACACAAACCCUACUCUACCUUUUGGUAUCAAAAAAGAAGACAAUGCGCGGAAAUUGAAAGAACGGCCUAUUGGAAGUAUAAAUUAUAAGAACCAUAAAGUGUAAAUUUAUAUUUAGUUUUUCGGCAUGAUAUUUGCCUACCAUUUAUUAUAGAAAUAUUUUUUUUUUUAUAAAAAAUUCCUUUCCUCCCACUCCUUGCACCGACAUACAGCAAAUGUACGUAAAACACACAAAAAUCACACAUAUAUAAGGUUAAGUUAUGUUUUAGUUGAUAGCACUUAAGUGAAAAGUCAUGCUGAUAGUGAUGACAGCAAUAGAUGUUUAUGUUGAUAAAGAUAAUGCCAAUAUAAGGCAUUAUUACACAAACUGUUGAUCAUUGUCAUCAUGCAUUACAAGAAACGGAGAGAGGAGUUUAGGAGUACGAUAUCUGUUAUAUGCCAGCUGUGCGUCUGAAUUAAAAUUAAGCGAAACAGUAAAAGUGAAAGCUAUUGUAAAAUGAAUAACCCUUGUUUGGCGUUAUGCAAACCACAAAUGAAGCUGUGUAAAUAACAAAACUAAGAGACACCACAAGUAAACCGAGACAGAAAUAUAAUGUUACAUAUAUAUACUAUUUAUAUAUGCUACUGUAUACCGCCUAUCCCGCCUCAUUUAUCCCAAUUUCCGAAUUCCAAUACAGCUCAAGAUGCUAUGCAUAUGUGGUGUCUUCCCCCCGAAACAGAAAACAAAACUCCACCUAACAAAGUCUAAACUAAAACAAUGAAAAUAUACCCGUAACUGAUGGAGGAAGGAGAAAGCGGAAAAAUAAAACGAUGAUCUACAUGUUGCUAUUGAUUGGCUCGAUGUCUGGUAAAUAAAUUCCUUUAAAGAUGAUCUUCGGAACAGAUCCAAGUAUGACUAGAGAAGUCGAGCCUGUCAAAGCAAUGGUCAGAUCGGGUCAAAAAGGUCGCUAAUACCCAAACAAAAACCAUGAUACAUAAUCUGUGGUGAUUGUAACUUCAAGCUAGCCAGGUUAUACCAUAUACACAACAUCUAUUUAUACAUAUAGCUAUGUAUAUGAAUAGCAUACGAUGAUGUAAUAUUGAUCCAUGUAGUUCGGCAUACCUAUGUAAUAAUGAACAAUCCAAAAGCAGCAAAUUACUAAAGCGAAAUGUAGAAGAAGCUGGAAGCUGGCUAAAUUAAUUGUAUAUCGACGCGAAGUCUAGCGGCAGUCGAAAGUCGGAAAUCGAAGUCCUAUGAAAAUAAUGCGUUGUAAUUAUAUGUACUAAAACCUAAAGAAUUAUUUAAAAAAAAAAUCAAUAAGAAAAUCUAAAAAAAAAACAUCAUUAAAAAGAAACAA